Molecule: messenger RNA, 4129 nt
Organism: Myotis myotis
Lineage: Eukaryota; Metazoa; Chordata; Mammalia; Chiroptera; Vespertilionidae
Gene: OLFM3
Product: olfactomedin 3
Exons: 6
Coding region: 378-1754 (458 amino acids)
Biological process (GO): signal transduction
Source: RefSeq, a predicted model, not a curated record
CCUCUCUGGGCGCCUACUCCCUCGGUCUCUUUCUUGGGUCCAAACUUUUGAGGUGGACGGGCGAGGAGAGGAGGGCAGAGGGGCGGCGCGCAGCUGGGAGGCGCUUCAGCACCGCGGUCAGCACCCGCUGCAGACGCCCCGCCAGGAGCUGCGGGCUGCGCGCCGGGAGCCGGGAGCAGCGUGGACGCCCCGCUCCGAGAUGCCUGCGGAAUGAUCGCCCCCCAGGGCGGCUGCUGGGGCUGCCGCUGCCUCGGUCUCCGCGCGGCUCUGACCCGCGGGCGGGAAGUGCAACUGGAGGGGAAGGUCUCGGUCUCCGCAGUGACACUGGAGCGGCGACAGAAGAGAGAGUGAAGAGGCGGCACCCAACCCAGGGCAGGAUGCAGGCGACGGCGCACCUGCUCAAUCUGCUGCUGCUGUCGCUGCUGGCUGGAUUCGGUCCUUCCCAGACGCAGGUCAGCCCCAAGGAGGGGUGGCAGGUGUACAGCUCCGCGCAGGACCCCGACGGGCGAUGCAUCUGCACGGUGGUGGCUCCGGAGCAGAACCUGUGCUCCCGGGAUGCCAAGAGCAGGCAGCUGCGCCAGCUGCUGGAAAAGGUUCAGAACAUGUCCCAGUCCAUCGAAGUCUUAAACCUGAGGACUCAGAGAGAUUUCCAGUAUGUUCUAAAAAUGGAAACCCAGAUGAAGGGGCUGAAGGCCAAGUUCCGGCAGAUUGAAGACGACCGGAAGACGCUCAUGACCAAGCACUUCCAGGAGCUGAAGGAGAAGAUGGACGAGCUCCUGCCGCUGAUCCCCGUGCUGGAGCAGUACAAGACGGACGCUCGGCUCAUCACCCAGUUCAAGGAGGAGAUCCGGAACCUGUCGGCCGUGCUCACCGGGAUCCAGGAGGAGCUGGGCGCCUACGACUACGAGGAGCUGCACCUCAGGGUGCUCAGCCUGGAGACCCGGCUCCGCGACUGCAUGAAGAAGCUCACGUGUGGCAAGUUGAUGAAAAUCACAGGCCCAAUUACAGUCAAGACGUCUGGAACCCGAUUCGGUGCCUGGAUGACUGAUCCUCUAGCAUCCGAGAAAAACAACAGAGUCUGGUACAUGGACAGUUACACUAACAACAAGAUAGUCCGGGAGUACAAAUCCAUGGCCGACUUUGUCAGCGGGGCUGAAUCAAGGACCUACAACCUCCCUUUCAAGUGGGCGGGCACCAACCACGUGGUCUACAACGGCUCGCUCUACUUCAACAAGUACCAGAGCAACAUCGUCAUCAAGUACAGCUUCGACCUGGGCAGGGUGCUGGCCCAGCGCAGCCUGGAGUACGCCGGCUUCCAGAACGUCUACCCCUACACCUGGGGCGGCUUCUCCGACAUCGACCUGAUGGCCGACGAAAUCGGGCUGUGGGCCGUGUACGCCACCAACCAGAAUGCGGGCAACAUCGUCAUCAGCCAGCUGAACCCCGACACCCUGGAGGUGGCCAAGAGCUGGAACACGGGCUACCCCAAGCGGAGCGCCGGGGAGUCCUUCAUGAUCUGCGGGACCCUGUAUGUCACCAACUCCCACCUGACCGGGGCCAAGGUGUACUAUUCCUACUCCACCAAGACCUCCAGCUACGAGUACACAGACAUCCCCUUCCACAACCAGUACUUCCACAUCUCCAUGCUGGACUACAACGCCAGGGACCGGGCGCUCUAUGCCUGGAACAACGGCCACCAGGUCCUGUUCAAUGUCACCCUCUUCCACAUCAUCAAGACCGAGGACGACACAUAAGCGAGUGUAACCUGUUUCCACCGAGCUACACCAUGUCAUUUGUGACCCAUUCCCUAGGACUCCUUUGGUGUUGCUUUUCUUCCUUAGAGCGUCCCCACCCUUUUCCCAAAGCAUUUCUACCAUCACGUGGGUGUUCCGGAAAAUUCCGCGGGGCCCGCCUCAGUGAACCCGUUGGACACACAUCGGAACUCCUGCAUUCACAAGGCCUAUCAUGUCCUUGUCAUGAGAAGCACUACGGAGAGCUUACGUGGCUAAAGUCAUACUUUUGCAAAAGAUUAAUGGUCUGCCUUAUACUAGUGUCAGAGACUAAUGGUAGCUUCAAUGCAUGAAUGUCUCUGUCUCUCUCUCUCUCUCUCUCUCUCUCCCUUUUUCUCAACCCUGCCACUUCUUACUAUAUGUCUCUAGCUCCACAUCAGAAAACAUUCUGGUAGGAAUCAGAAGAAAAAAGGAAGAAAAAGGAAAAAAAGCACUUUUCCCCCAUUCAUUUCUAAAACAGACGUCAGGAUUUCAUUUACAUGGGGACGAACACGCCGUCUCGCUGUUCCCUGGUCCUCUGGCGCGGUGCUGUACAGCCAUUUUUAAAUCUCUUGCUAACAUUUGAUUGGCAACCUGUAUUUCUACCAUUGUGACCACCAUUGUGCAAUUGUAUCUCUUCACUUCUGUGACAGUAAGUGAUGUUUUUUUAUAAACGACACUGAAGUUCAAUCUCAGUGACCUCCUGGGUCCAUGUCCAAGUGUGGUCCCAAGGAAGUAUCUUCCCGGCUUCCCCUUCCCAUGGUAGUGUAAGCUAAACAGGAAAGCAGACCAGGCCCCUUCCAUCCAGUCUUUAUUUGACCCCUGACACACAAUGGACCACGGACACGCAAGGCCACACAGACUAGGCACGGGCGAGGCAGUCCGCUCACCCUGCUGAAGGCAACCCUUAGCCACACAAAUUAAACUCGAGAUGACUAUAUUCCUUCAUGAUACGACCAAACAAAUUUUGUUCUUCGUAAUGAAAUAUCUCAGUGUUUUAACUUAUAUUUCACACACAACUUGCAAUAAUGUAAUUCCUUGUGCCAGCACUAGAAAAGUACAUGAAGCACAUAUAAAAAGUCUUUAAAAGAUUUCUGUAAUAUCACCUAGAUUCCCAUGAUAAACUCGGGAGCGGUUAUUGGCAAGAUGUGUGCAAAAGAGAAUGAUGGGAAGACUUGGGAGUUGUCUGUGCCAUUUAAAUGUGCAAACGACCAAUCUGGAAGGCAACCCCUGGUCACCCAGAUUCUUUGUGUGCAGAAACAAUGCAACCAAAAAAGACAGCUUUCAUCAGAUUUGGUGUCACUAACUCCCAAAACAUAUUCUCAAUAUAUAUAUCGAACACAUUGUUGAGUUUGGAUGGACUUUCCAUAUCUCAAAAAUCCUUACCUGACGCCAUUUUACAGAAACUAGUAUGUGUUGGUUUUAAAAUUUAAAAAGCAUAGAGUAUAGUAAAUAAGAUGUAACUUAAAUGGUUGUAAAUGCUUAGUUUUGCACAUACAUCCUACUGUAAUUUCCUUCGUAAAGUAAGGAUAUAACCUUUCAGACGAAGCAUUGUGUAAAGAAAUGCUAGUGCUUAAGAAAUUCAUUUCCAUUGUCACAGGUAAACCAUCACCCUCAAAUAGCUCACUGUCAGGCACGCAGGAUAAAAUAACCCAAUCUUGAAAGUGUCCAAGUUUAGCGAAGCUUUCUCUCUCCCUCCCUCCCUCCCUCUCUUCCUCCUCCUCUCUUUCCCUCCUUUCCUCUCUCCUUCUCUGUCUGCCUGCCUCCUGUGGUCCUUUGGUGAUAUUGUCCUUCUCUUUGAAAACAUUUAUCUAAUUUCUCCUCUGCUUUUGGGUGUUAGAAAGUUUAGGGGAAUCUGCUUGUUGUCGUACACUCGCUACAAAAAUAAUCAGCCAAUACUUUGAAUAUCAAGAGUUUGUCUGAAAAAAAAAGAAAAUCAACCUCGGAGAUGAAUGAACUUUGAAGUCGAGGGCCUCUACUGAACAGCCGGGUUGUCGUUACUCGCUUCUGUUUGUAAAGAGAUGGAUAUGGCAUCAUGUACAUGCCCACCUGGACUGCGCAGCCUUUUGGGAGACACGCAGCUUGUGAAGCCCUUCGCCUGCUGCGUGUGGCCCAGUCACCUUCUCCCACCCCCGCGGGACGCGCAGGCGCCAGGACUGCGCUGGGACCGGGAACGUGAGCGUGAAAAUGGAUCUGCAUUAAACACUCACAGUUCAGAAGCAUUUUUCUUCAUAAGUUAUCAGUUUUGUGCCUGAAAUAAAUAAGAACUUACUCUCAUCACUGUUUUAUUUUUAAAUCUCAAAUAAAAUAAAUUUUAUGAGGGAAAUGAUGAGCAUUUAUAAAUUGCUCACAUAAACCAA